Messenger RNA from Physella acuta, 1648 nucleotides. RefSeq lists its product as uncharacterized. The record is from RefSeq and is a predicted model, not a curated record. NCBI's taxonomy places the organism in Eukaryota, Metazoa, Mollusca, Gastropoda, Physidae.
UUCAUCCAACACCAGACAUCUGUGUUGGAACUGACCUACAGACAUCUGUGUUGGAACUGAGCUACAAGAUGAAGUUGGCCGCUAGCAGUUGUCUCAGCAAGUGGAAUGUACUUCUGGCCUGGCCUGCGUUUGUCCUCUACGUCGUUGGGUUUGCCUCACCCUACUGGCUGGCCAAGGAGUUCCUUCUACCCCCUCAACCACCAGCCCUCCCGAAUCCGCUGCCAGUGAAGGCCAACAUGGGCCUGUACACCGCAUGCCAGGAGGUGUCGUACCCCACACCUAACGGCACCUCAGUGGUCAACGAUUGCAGCUCUGAUGGAGCGGCUGACUGGCAGUACAUCUCUGUGGGGCUGGCCAUUGGGGGCCUGGCCCUGACGGCGCUAGCUCUGCUCCUGGCCUGUCUUCACGUCUGCAACAGAAAGUGUACAGGGAGCCGUGGAAUCAAAUGGGCCGUCACAAUCUGCAACCUCGGCAGUUGUGGAAUGAUCACAGCGCCACUCGUCAUGUACGCCACCAACCGGAAAUUCCAGGUCAAGCCGCCCCUGCCCUACGAGUACGACUUUGAGUUUGCUUGGGCAUACCACGUGACCACGGCAUGUGCUUGCUUGCUGGCCAUCCUGACCUUUUUUAACGUCCUUGACCUCGUAUGGUCAGAACCAGAUGACAUUGAAGAAGAGAAAGUGCUAACCAAGUUUAACCACAUCCAGAAGCCAUAGGCCAGCCCUGCACAAUCAUCCUGGGACAUGGCACUCAGGCCAGUUGAUACUGGACGUGUGCCCAUGACGGUACGUCACCUGGAUGAUGCAGGGACUGGGACUGGAUAAUGCAGGGACUGUCACCUGGAUGAUGCAGGGACUGGGACGGUCACCUGGAUAAUGCAGGGACUGGUCACCUGGAUGAUGCAGGGACUGGGACGGUCACUUGGAUGAUGCAGGGACUGGGACGGUCACCUGGAUGAUGCAGGGACUGGUCACCUGGAUAAUGCAGGGACUGGUCACCUGGAUGAUGCCGGGACUGGGACGGUCACCUGGAUGAUGCAGGGACUGGUCACCUGGAUGAUGCAGGGACUGGGACGGUCACCUGGAUGAUGCAGGGACUGGGACUGGAUAAUGCAGGGACUGUCACCUGGAUGAUGCAGGGACUGGGACGGUCACCUGGAUAAUGCAGGGACUGGUCACCUGGAUGAUGCAGGGACUGGGACGGUCACCUGGAUAAUGCAGGGACUGUCACCUGGAUAAUGCAGGGACUGUCACCUGGAUGAUGCAGGGACUGGGACGGUCACCUGGAUGAUGCAGGGACUGGUCACCUGGAUAAUGCAGGGACUGUCACCUGGAUGAUGCAGGGACUGGGACGGUCACCUGGAUGAUGCAGGGACUGGGACGGUCACCUGGAUGAUGCAGGGACUGGGACGGUCACCUGGAUGAUGCAGGGACUGGGACGGUCACCUGGAUGAUGCAGGGACUGGGACGGUCACCUGGAUGAUGCAGGGACUGGGACGGUCACCUGGAUGAUGCAGGGACUGGGACGGUCACCUGGAUGAUGCAGGGACUGUGUGAUGCAAGGACGGCCGUUUUAUCGUCCACUUAGAACAAAAGACUGUCAAUGAGAAGAACAGCUAAAAAUAAAUGUGGUACACAUGAAUACCUUA